AUGGGCGAACGGGUGCUCGCACCCGAGGCCAAGGGAGGCGAGGGCGAGUGCGCCGGGGGUCUCGGUGGCCGGCGACGGUGGGAGCGGCGCCGGGCGCGGGGAGCAGCGGGGCCGCGUGGGGCCAGCGGCGGAGCAGCGUACGACAGCAGCGGCUGCACGCAGGGCUGGCCGACGCGGUCGGCGAGCAGGGGGUGUACGAGCACGGCCGGACUUGGAGCGCACGGGGUACGGGGCGGGGCGUGCUCGACCGCAAGGCAGAGACGGGGCGGAGGUGAGCACCGUGGGGGGAGACAGGAGGGGCCGUGCGGUGUGACGGCUCCGGCGGCUUGCGGCCGGUGGGAGCGAGGCGGUGCGGCGGAGCAGAUCAGCAGAGGGAGCAGGGGUGGCGAGCGGUCGCGGUGGCGCGGCGAGGCGGUCAGCGUGCGGGGCCGGCGACAGGGGCGCGGCGCGACGGGACGGAUGCGGCACGGGUCAGGCGACGGCGCGUAG
This is a messenger RNA of Aegilops tauschii subsp. strangulata, 489 nucleotides long. Lineage: Eukaryota; Viridiplantae; Streptophyta; Magnoliopsida; Poales; Poaceae. The record is from RefSeq and is a predicted model, not a curated record.